This is a messenger RNA of Centrocercus urophasianus (Greater sage-grouse), 1526 nucleotides long. Its product is annotated as keratin, type II cytoskeletal 8-like. NCBI's taxonomy places the organism in Eukaryota, Metazoa, Chordata, Aves, Galliformes, Phasianidae. The coding region runs from base 184 to 1278 and encodes 364 amino acids. Gene Ontology annotation, cellular component: keratin filament. The record is from RefSeq and is a predicted model, not a curated record. The transcript is spliced from 7 exons.
CACGUCCCCCUUGUCCCCAUCUCUGUGUGUCCCUGCGGCCCCUUUUCCCCAUUUCUUCCAUGCCCCACAUCCCUACAUCCAAGUUCCCAUUUCCCAUGCCCCAUAUCCCCAUGUCCUUGUACCCCUGGGUCUCAAUGUCCCCACGCCCUGUGUCCCCCUGAGUCCUUGCAUCUUUGGAUCCCCAUGGCCGCCAUGUCCCCGUGUCUCCUGUCCUCACACCCCCCCAUAACUCCCUUGUCCCUCAUUCCCCAUGUCCCUGUAUCUCUGGGUCUCCACAUGCCUACAUUCCCAUUUCUCCACGUCCUCCAUCCCUUCCACAUCCCAUGUCCCCAUGUCCUUGCCCCUCUGUGUCCCCAUGUCCCCACACCAAGCCCUCUACCCUGCAGGUACGAGGAGGAGAUCAACCACCGCACUGAGAAGGAAAAUGAGUUUGUGCUGCUGAAAAAGGAUGUGGACGAAGCAUACAUGAGCAAAGUGGAGCUGGAGUCACGGCUGGAGAGUCUGACGGAUGAGAUCAACUUCCUGCGGCAGCUCUAUGAUGAGGAGCUGCGGGAGAUGCAGUCGCAGAUCUCCGACACCUCCGUGGUGCUGUCCAUGGACAACAGCCGCAGCCUGGACCUGGACAGCAUCAUUGCAGAGGUGAAGGCGCAGUACGAGGACAUCGCCAACCGCAGCCGGCUGGAGGCUGAGACCUGGUACCAGAGCAAGUACGAGGAGCUGAAGACGACAGCUGGUAAACACGGCGACGACCUGCGCAGCACCCGCAGCGAGAUUGGCGAGCUCAACCGGAUGAUCCAGAGGAUCCAGGCUGAGAUCGAGGUGCUCAAGAACCAGCGAGCCACUCUGGAAACGGCCAUCGCAGAGGCAGAGGAGCGUGGGGAGAUGGCCCUGAAGGAUGCCAGAGCCAAACUGUCUGAACUGGAGGCGGCUCUGCAGAAGGCAAAGCAGGACCUGGCCCGGCAGCUGCGCGAAUACCAGGAGCUGAUGAAUGUUAAGCUGGCACUGGACAUCGAGAUUGCGACCUACAGGAAGCUGCUGGAGGGCGAGGAGAGCAGGUUGGAGUCAGGAAUGCAGAACCUCAGCAUCCACACCCGGACCACGGGGUUCUCGGGAGGAUUCGGGGGGGGCUUUGGGAGCUCCUUCUCCACAGGUUACACUGUGACCCCCCCAGCACUGGAGAGUGCAGCUGUCCCCAAAUCUCGUGCCAUCGUCAUCAAGAAGAUCGAGACCCGUGAUGGCAAGCUGGUGUCUGAGUGUGCUGAUGUCCUCACCAACUGAGCCCCCCCUGCAGCCCUCUGGAGACCCCAAAAGGAAUGCAACCCCCCGGGACCCUCCCCUUGUUCUGUCCCUGCACCCUGAGCCAGCACCCUGCUGUCCGUCCAUCUGUCCCCUGUCUCCCUGUGUCUGUACAAGCUACAGGAUGGGGUGGGAGCUAUUGGGGUGCCCCCCACCCCUGAGAUCCCCCUCACACCUCCGGUGCAUGGGUGGGGGGUGUUGAGGACCUGCAAUAAACCCAAUAAACCCAA